AUGUCGACUGAGACGUACGAGGACAAGCGCAAGUGUCAGAACCGCGAAGCGCAAAGACGAUACAGACAAAAGAUGCGACGCAAGAAAAGGGGUGGCGCCGCCGGCGGCGUGGACGCGACGGAUAUACCGUGGCCCGGCAUGAACAUGUUUGAUGAUGCGCAGAUGGUUAUCGGGAUGGAGCAGCAGACUUGCUUUGCGGCCAUGCAAGAGGGGGGAUAUAGCAUGACCAGUUACUCCCCAGAUGGGGGCGAUGCAUCGAACUUGGACGCCGUGACCUUGCAGCCAAGUCCAGGGACCGACUUUUCGAGCUCCAGCACCAGCACGGCCAUCAAUCUUGCUGAUGUGCCGUGGAGUUGCGCACCCAGUCUGCGGCUGGAGGGACCGUCGCCGAGUGUAGAUCAAGGCAGCACGACGUUGAUGCAAGCUUCGUCAGCGACAGGCCCGGCCGGAUCGCGGCCCGCAUCCGGAGCGGCUCCGGACCGCACGAGCUCUGCGCAGGCCAAGCUCGUCUCCAAGGCGUGCGGGAUGGUGCAGGAGCUCCGGAGGCUGUACCACCUCGGCGUCGAGCUGGACCUGCUGCGGCACGAGAGCGAGAUCCCCGCGCACCUGGACGCCGUCGAGCAGCUGAUGCACAGCUCCGGCCGGCGGUGUCCGCGGUAG
Cordyceps fumosorosea ARSEF 2679 is the source of this 660-nucleotide messenger RNA. RefSeq lists its product as hypothetical. Gene Ontology annotation, molecular function: DNA-binding transcription factor activity. The transcript is spliced from 3 exons. The coding region runs from base 1 to 660 and encodes 219 amino acids. NCBI's taxonomy places the organism in Eukaryota, Fungi, Ascomycota, Sordariomycetes, Hypocreales, Cordycipitaceae. Gene Ontology annotation, biological process: regulation of DNA-templated transcription. The record is from RefSeq and is a predicted model, not a curated record.